AUGGAUGCAUCAAAAAAAAACUCCGAAAAAGACAUUGUUGCAGCACAUGAACCAACUCAUCCAGUUCAUCGAGAUACAUCAUCAUCAUCAUUAUUUACUCCACCUUAUAUCACAGAUCCAACAAGGAUUCUAAUUGAUUCACAAAAUUUUCCUCGCUCAUCACAACCUCCUCCUUCACCUCUAUUUCCACCCAAUAGCACCGGAAGACGAUUAGAUGAACCAAAAAGAACAAAAUUAUCAUAUAUAUGUUGGUCUUUUGUAGCUUGUUCGAAUCUUUAUCUUUUAAUAGGAUCUGGAAUCUUGAUUUUUUGUUAUAUUAUCAGUUCAAUUCAAUCUUCAUACGAAAAAAUAGCAAAAUAUAUUCUUAUAGCAUACAUCAUUAUGGAAUUAGUAUGUCGAAUGAUAGUCAUUUAUCGUAUCAAUGAUUUCUUUAAAAGCGAUGUCGGAUUCUUUGAAAAAAGAAGGAUACUUUUUAUUCGGGAAGAAAAGAUUAAACAAAGAUCAAAUUAUCAACUUAUCUAA
Molecule: messenger RNA, 522 nt
Organism: Diversispora eburnea
Lineage: Eukaryota; Fungi; Glomeromycota; Glomeromycetes; Diversisporales; Diversisporaceae
Source: the annotation of a GenBank genome assembly